Diabrotica balteata is the source of this 2547-nucleotide messenger RNA. The record is from the annotation of a GenBank genome assembly. NCBI's taxonomy places the organism in Eukaryota, Metazoa, Arthropoda, Insecta, Coleoptera, Chrysomelidae.
AACGUUUGAGUUACAUUAACGCAGGGCGUUUUUAAAUGAUUAUUCGUAUUAGUGAAUAAAUAACAAAAAUGGGCAACAAUUGUUGCUCAAAAGAAACUGGUCCGGAUUUUCCCAGACCGUCGGAAGUGGAAAUCAGAAAUAACGGCGGGGGUUCGGAUAGGGUUGAUUCGGUGAUACGGUACGAUGAACAAAUUAUCGAUUCAAUGAAAAAGGAGUAUAGGGAUAUACCAGAUGUUUUUCUAUUAAAUAAUUUACUCAUGACAGUGCAAUUUUUUGAAAAUUACCGAAGAGAUGUUCAAAGAUCUACUGGUACAAAUAACAAACUGGAGAAAGACCUAAACAAAAACCUACUUCAAAACGAGUCCAUGGAGUGUAUUUGCCCCGAUUCAUUGUUUGAAACCGUAAACAACAACAUGAAAUACAGACCUUUACAUGGUAUUGAGAAACAUUCCGCCAAGAAUCUUUUACCAAGACGGUUGUUCAUUGUUAGUGACGCGGUGGAAGUUAUCAGCAGCAUGGAUGUUCCUCAAUACACGUCUAUUGAUAAACCAGCUUAUCAAGUAAGAAUAGAAGAGUCUAGCCGGAAAGGUUUUAUUAGAUUAAAACAGAUCGAUAACAGCAAAAUUCUCAAUCUAUAUUCUUCAGUACCCGAAUUGGUGACAGCUAAUACUUCGACUAAUAUUGAUUCAAUUGAGUAUGCAUAUAAUACGAUAACUGAUCUGAAUACACCAAAACCUUUAGAGAAAGUAGUUUCGUCAGAAAGAAGAGACACCUUACCAAGCAGUUGCUUUAGAUCAAAGCGAGUUAGAAAGCCCGAUCAUGAAUUACAGGAUCUCCAAGACCAGCAAGAUGAAGGACUUGAAAUAACAGAAGAUGAUUUAUUCGAUACUGUUAUCUAUGUGGAUGCCAAAGGCUUUAUGAACUAUUUCAAGGAUGCACUAUUUCCAAAUUCGCUUGGGCGAUCUCUUGGAUUCGAUCAACACGAAAUAGAUUUAGCUAGAUCUAUACCAGGAACAAUAUUUUGUAAUUUUACGGAUGAGGAAGAUAAUCCCAUUUCCUGUGAGGUUAUUCCAUCAGUAUCUAUACCCUGGCCCGCAGAACAGACAAUUGAAUUCAUAAUGCGAGAAGAUCGCCCGACAAUAACAGAUACAUCAACAGGAUAUCGCUACAAGUGGCCUACAGAUGACAUGAUCAAAGAAAUCUGUACGUUUAAUUGUGUUGCUGUUCCAAAAGGUUACUGGAAGAAGAGGGGACAGUAUUCUGAAGCUACUCUGGAAUGGGAAAUUGCAUUUCCUAAAGCUGAAAGGUACAUAGAAGCUCGAAUGUCUAAUGCUCAAAUGAGGUGUUUCUUAUUUUUGCUUGUCAUCCACAAACACUACAUAGAGCCAGUGACACAACGGAAUGGGCUACUAGUCGAACACAUACGAUGCCACAUGUAUUGGGAAUGUGAAGCUAAUUCCAAAGACUGGCCUGAACAUAAAUUGGGUACCAAAAUAUUAAAAGUUAUAUCAAAUUUUUAUAAGCGACUAUCUACUAGCGAAUUACCAGACUUUUUCAUUAAACAGAGAAACCAUUUUAGAAAUGUACCAAGAAAGUAUUUAUUAUUUGCUCAGAAGAUCUUCAAUGAACUUAUGCAGUCACCCAUUGUAUAUUUUCUUAGAGCUUUAAGAUGUUUAAGAUAUUCCACUGGGAAAUUCUAUCCUCCAUUCGAAUACAAAAAAUUCUACAAUAUGUUAACGCAACAGCAAGGAUACAAACUUGUUAACCCAAAUAUCAUAGAGAGACCACCCAACGCAAGAAGAAAGGUCUAUGAAGAUGCUGAUGUACAAUGGAGGCAUUUAGUUGAAAUGAGAAGAAGAAACCAAAUUUUAGAAAAGAGGGAAAAAGAGAAAGCAAAACAAGAGGAAGAUACAAAGUCAGUAGACUCUAUUGAUUUGGAAUGGACAUGUGAAAAACAAUUCGAUAUAUUUAAAACCAAGGCAAUAUUAACCCAAUUUAUAACGAUAUAUAUCGACAUAGCCGAAGAUAGUUAUAAAUUUGGACUCCCAUUGCAGCCUUUAUUUUAUCUAAAACAAGCUUUCUACUUGACGCGAAUGCUAGAAAGCACGUCAUCUGCUUUUAUUGAAGAAGCUCGAGAAUUUAAAUUCCAAAUUGAGACAGCAGAAAAUAUAUACAAGCGGUCACUGGUGAAGUCCAUGAAUGAUGUGCCUCCUGCCACUCCAGUCAGAAACUCCAUACAGUUCGACUACCAGUUAUCGCAACAACUUAAAAGUAAUGUGAACUUAAAUCUGAACAAUCUUUUUAAUUCCUAUAACUCUGCAGCUGCUCAAGUUGGAACUAGCUCUUCUUUCAACAAGCGAUCUCCCGUUGUAAAAAUAAAAAGAAAGCCUAGUGAUACACUCGCCAUGGCACAAAGAAAGAGUGUACCAAGUGGUGUACCAAGAAAAAGUGUUAUGUUCGUCGAACCUGAAUGACCUGAAAUUGGUACUUAAAUAGUGAUAAUAAUGAUAAUGUAUUUAUUUAUAGUUUAUUAAAAAUGUAUACUAC